Molecule: messenger RNA, 1989 nt
Organism: Cryptomeria japonica (Japanese cedar)
Lineage: Eukaryota; Viridiplantae; Streptophyta; Pinopsida; Cupressales; Cupressaceae
Product: 3-ketoacyl-CoA synthase 11
Exons: 1
Coding region: 120-1466 (448 amino acids)
Biological process (GO): fatty acid biosynthetic process
Cellular component (GO): membrane
Molecular function (GO): acyltransferase activity, transferring groups other than amino-acyl groups
Source: RefSeq, a predicted model, not a curated record
AUUGCGGACCUUAGAUAUUCACUGUGCCCUUCUCACCUGUAUAUAUGCUACAACAUGGGCACACUCUUUUCUGCAAAUAGAGAUAUCCUCACAUCAUAUUCAACUAGGUGAUCUCAAAGAUGGUGGCGCUGACAAUAUUAGGUGGUUUUAGUUGCAUGCUAAAUCAAGAGAUUAGCGAUCCGUUCAUGGUAAUCCUCUUUUGGGUGGCCUCAUGUGGGAUGCUAAUUUACUACAUGUUAAGGCCUCGAAGGAUUUUCAUGGUGGGAUUUUCAUGCUUCAAGCCUUCAGAUGACAUGAAAUGUAACUACGAACUCAAAGAGUAUAUUGCUCAAAGAGGCGACAAGUUUAACGAGAAGAGCUUAGACUUCAUGAGACAGAUUUACCUGAAAUCAGGCGUGGGCGAGGAAACAUACUUUCCUCCCUUCAUCUUUAAAGACAAUCCAGUGGAAACUCUGGAAGCCGCUCGAGAGGAAGCAGAAAUAGUCAUGUUUGGGGCAGUGGAUGAGGUGUUUGAGACAACCGCCCUAAAAGUCUCAGAUAUCGAUGUGGUGGUGGUCACAUGUAGCAUGUACAGCGCCUCCCCAUCUCUCGCUGCCCUGCUCGUUAACCGCUACGGUCUGAAAGAGGACGUCAAAAUCCUCAAUUUUGCCGGCAUGGGUUGCAGCUCUGGUGUCAUAGCAAUUCAAACAGCCAGCGACCUGCUCAGAACAUCUUCUAGAAGUGGGUGUGCUCUGGUUGUAAUAACGGAGAACAUUACUCUCAACAGCUAUUAUGGAAAGAACAGAUCCAUGCUCGUCACCAACUGUAUUUUUAGGGUUGGUUGCGCUGCUGUAAUAUUGUCCAGCAGGGCAGAGGAUCGAAACAGAUCGAAGCUGGAGCUUCUUCAGACUCUUCGAACCCACAGAGGAGCAGAUGAUAAGUCUUACCGGGCAGCAUUCCAAGAGGAGGACGAAGAUGGUCUUGUGGGUAUGUCGCUUUCCAAGGAUCUCAUCAGAGUGGCCGGAGAAGGACUCCAUGAUCACCUAAGAUCUUUGGCUCCGCUGGUUCUGCCUUAUUCAGAACAGCUAAAAUAUGUGCUGUCUCUUGUGGGUAUUCAUUUUCUGAGGAUGGAGAUUAAGCCUUACGUUCCAGACUUUCGUCGGGCUUUCGAGCAUUUCUGUAUUCACACUGGAGGAAAGGCCGUGAUAAAAAAGAUUGGUGAAAGUUUGCGAUUGGGAGAAUACCUGCUGGAGCCUGCGUGCAUGACUCUGCAUAGAUUUGGGAACACCUCGAGCAGCAUGGUGUUGUAUGAAUUGGCUUAUUUUGAAGCCAAGAAGCGGAUUAAGAAAGGAGAUAAAGUAUGGAUGAUCUCGUUUGGGACUGGGUUCAAAUGCAACUCCAUUAUUUGGAAGGCUCUCUCUGAUUUAGCUCCUUCCAAGGCCGGGAACCCCUGGGUUGAUGUUGAGCACCGAUAUCCAGUUCGUUAGAUUUGUUUAAUUAGAGAUUUUCUGCGAAUAAAUUUGUUUGUCAUGUCUGAUUCAUUCAGUAUGUAAAGGUAAUAAAUUGCUGUCAUGGGUACUAGUUAUAUGAUGUUUCCUCGAAAGUUGGUAUACUUCUACUGACAAUAUUGAAAGCAAGCUACAGAACUGUGAUCCCUUACCUAGUCAUGGCAGAACUAAUUUAUGUUUCAACGUUGCUCUGUACUAAAUUGUAGGAAUAAAAGUUGUCCAAGAAAAAUGUAAGUUAUAGCAGUGGAAACUACUUAUUGUUCAUAUGGAAUGAACAGAUUCAUUCUCUUUCCCAACUGUAAUUUUACAGGUUUUCGCUAGGAUGUUUCCUCGAAUGAGAUCAUCAAGUUCCAGUGGUUAUGCUUCUGCUGACAUUAUUGAAAGCAAGCUACAGAACUGAACUAAGCAAAACUGUGUUCCCUUAUCAUGUGAGGGACAACCUAUUUAUCAUCUAUGUCUCAACUUUGGUCUGUAAUAAAUUAUUAAGACAACCUUAAUAUCA